Triticum aestivum (bread wheat) is the source of this 1383-nucleotide messenger RNA. Its product is annotated as transcription antitermination protein NusB. Gene Ontology annotation, biological process: regulation of DNA-templated transcription; DNA-templated transcription termination. Gene Ontology annotation, molecular function: RNA binding. Gene Ontology annotation, cellular component: chloroplast. The transcript is spliced from 7 exons. The record is from RefSeq and is a predicted model, not a curated record. NCBI's taxonomy places the organism in Eukaryota, Viridiplantae, Streptophyta, Magnoliopsida, Poales, Poaceae. The coding region runs from base 101 to 931 and encodes 276 amino acids.
UCGCUAUCCCCUGCCUCCUCCAUUUCCAGCUCCACCACCUCUCGCCGGCUCCCCUUCCCCUCCCUCUCCUCUCUCGCCGGCCACCGCCGGGCCGCACAGAAUGGUGGCGCCGGCUGCCGUCUCCACCUUCUCCUCCUCCUCCUCGUCUCCCUCUUCCGUGGCACCCAGGACCCACCGCCGCGGCCUCCUCAGCGCCCGUGCGCCGCUGCCGCCGGCCCGGACCGUUGCCUCCUCCCGCGCGCCGCUGGUCGUGUCCAGCCCGCCGCCCACGCCCGCGCCCGCCCCGGGUCACGCCAAGAUCGAUCGCUCCGGCCGCUUCUGCAGCCCCCGCGCCGCGCGCGAGCUCGCGCUGAUGGUCUCCUACGCGGCGUGCCUGGAGGGCGCCGACGUGGUGCGGCACUUCGACCGCCGGGUGGCCGCGAGAAGAGAGCCUGGGUAUGUUUUCAACAAGGCGUGCGUGCAGAGCUACAAUUUCAUGAGCUUCUGCGGGGGGCCUCUGGAGGUUGCGACGGAGGAGGAGGCCGAAAAGCUCAUGAGUCAGAAUGAGAAGGACUCGGCAAACGAAGCAGAAGUUCUUUCAGCUCCUCCAAGGCUGGUGUACAACAAUUUUGUGUUACGAUUGGCCCGGGAUAUGUUAGUGGCAGUUGCCAGUGGAUGGGAUCAGCAUGUUGAAGUCAUCAACAAAAUAAUUCCCCAACAUUGGAAGGAUGAACCUGUUGCAAGGAUCCUAGAACUCUGCAUUCUUCAUAUUGCCAUGGCAGAGAUGACAUCGAAAGGAACUCCUCACAAAGUUGCCAUUAAUGAGGCGGUAGAUCUGGCAAAGCGGUUUUGUGAUGGAGGUGCUCCUCGGGUAAUCAACGGAUGCCUUCGAACAUAUGUAAAGGAUCACAUGAACAAUGGCCCUAGUCAGGCAGCUGAAUCAAAGCCAUAAAGUUUCUGUAAAUAUGUAUUACAAAGGCGGAUGACGUUGGUCCUGGCUUGAAAAAAGGAUUGGCAGUUGAAACUACAGAAGCACGGAUCCCAUUCAGUUGUUUUAUUGAAUGGUGAACCUGGAAUUAGGCAAAGAAGCUGGGCUCGUGAAGAUUUAGAAAUAUCCUCAAAUGUUUAACCGGUCCAGAUGCACGACCUAUAUGCCGAUGCUGCACACUCGCCCGAAGCAACCGAAGGGUACUUACUAUUUCUAACAGCUUUUGCACUCGCUGAACCCUGUGGUUCAUUGGAUGACAAGUGUUGUAAACUUUGUGUGAAUGUAAGAUUGUACAUCUGCUGAACUCGCAGCGCCAUUCCGGUCCUGCUCAAUAGUUAGAAAGGCGGAAUUUAGAGAGGAUAUUUGGAAGAUACUACAUGCAUUCUAAGGUUUGGAUAUGAUAGUUUAUAUCAUUA